Aureobasidium melanogenum CBS 110374 is the source of this 2868-nucleotide messenger RNA. RefSeq lists its product as uncharacterized. NCBI's taxonomy places the organism in Eukaryota, Fungi, Ascomycota, Dothideomycetes, Dothideales, Saccotheciaceae. Gene Ontology annotation, molecular function: protein binding. The coding region runs from base 1 to 2868 and encodes 955 amino acids. The transcript is spliced from 2 exons. The record is from RefSeq and is a predicted model, not a curated record.
AUGGCCUACGACGAUGCCUACACUUACGAUGCUCAUGAUAUACGACCCGACGACAGCAUCAGCCGCCGAGGAGACCAGGCCAGCGUUGGCAGCUCCGGUAUGAAGUCGACCACGUCCUCUCUCGACGGAGGUCCAGCAGACUCGCACGUUUCUCAGUCGACAUACAAGAAUGACAGACCCAUCACUCCUCCAUCGCGAUCCAUUUCAGAACGCUCAGCCCAACCGCAAACCCCCGCGACCAUCUCUGGCAACAAGGAAAGAGUGAGGUACAGUUGGCAGUCGAUCCACGAGGACGAGCCCAACAGGCCAAGAAUACAUAUCGUCAAGAUUGUUUCAAAUACUGCAACAGCUUCGGCAGCUUCUCCCCAGGGUGAAGCCUUGGCCUUUUCCUUGUCGCCCGCUGGAAAGAGGAUCGCUGCAUACAAUUCGGCCAGGUUGUUUGUCUUUCAGACUGCUGCUUUGCCUGUCAAUGUGUCGCACGAAUAUGCUCUGCGAAGGCGACCACUGGCUGUCGAGAUUUGCGACGAAGCCAAUGUGCUCGCUGUUCUUGUUGACGAACAUACAGUCAAUGUUUAUGACUUGUCGCGCAAUAGUGCUCGUCGCAUGAGGACCGUACGCACUGACUUGCCUACAUCAACAAUCGCCUUGUCUUCUACUGGUGGUCUUCUCGCUGCCGCUUAUGAGGGCGGAGUCGAGGUCUUCUCUCUGGCUCCGAGUGCUCUCAUCACUGAUCGACGUGCUGUGAGAGCACCAAAGAUGGACAAGUUGGUAUUCUCUCAGGACGACUCAACUCUGCUUGGAACAACUACUCGCAUUUUUGCUUCGUCCACACUUGUAGUUUCUGUACCAAUCUUUCCCUCAGACUCUGCUUCCCAACCUUCGCAUCAAGAGCUUCAGGAAGCAUGGUGUACUGGAAUGCUGGAGCCGCAGAACAUCAAGAAUAGCAGCCAUGCGACUUUCAUGCGUGAGGAAGGAGUCAUGACCAACGACAAGCUUUUCGCCUGGAACGGUCUUGAAGACACAUUCGGUGUCCUGCAUACUCAUGAUAUGGUCUACAAUCAGGUCGACUUUCCAGUAGCCAUUUCGCCUCCGUUGUCUACGUGCGGAGGCCUUGGAGCCGCCAUCCACCACUGUCCAUCCAUUGAUGAACACGGCAAGAUUGUGGCCAUGAUCGUGAAUGAUCGCACAAUCAGAUUGUACAUUGUCCCUCAAGAUGCUGAAGAUAGUACCACAAAAGUAGAGGCUCACAGCAUCGACCACGAGUUGGACGAAGAGUAUGGGUGUCCAUUCACAGAUCUUCGCUGGGUUCAUUCACGUCUCAACCUACCUGCUUCUGCACACUCACCUCAUCAAAUAAGAGGCAGGUUGGUCGUCACAAGUCCUGGAUCUUCAGUAGAUGCAGAAAAAACAGAGCUGAGUGUGCAAGAUAUCGAGGGUGGUCGAAUCAUCCUUUUCGACUUUGAUCCACAGUUUGCUGGUCAACCGGGUCAAACCUUUGUCUUCAAUGUCGGCAAAGCUCCGCCAGUAACACUAGAGGAAGAAAAGAUGGAAGUUGCAGAUGAGAUCGCAUUGGUCAGACGGCGGACAGUCACCUCGACCCGAAGCAACACGCUGGGAAAGAAAACACCAUCUCUUGGAAGAGCCGCUACAACUAUUUCAAGACGCCAAGAUAACUCUGCGUAUCGAGAUGGAAGCCCAGUGGGGUCCGCACAGCAACUGUCUUUGAGUAACCCGCCGUGGAGGAGCCGUCGAGUCAGCUCUUCUCUGGUCUCUUUGUCUGCUGAUGCAACGCGGUCAUUACCUGACUUGCUCGAAGCAAGCGAAUUGGCUGCUGAGUCGCUUGAGCAGCCAUAUUCACAGGGAGCACCUCGCUCGUACGUAUCAAUGGAGCGGGCGACCACUGCUGCGAACGCGCAUCGCUUUCAAGCACUUGAAGAACAAGAAGCAGAAUCAGACCAUCCGGGAGAUAUUACAUUACCUGCCUACACUGAACAUCCAAACCAACCACUACCCCGAAAGUAUCGCGCUCUUGCUGGUCUGGAUAUACCUCAACAGGGGAGCUUUGCUCGGCAAAACAACAAUCCCUCAUCUGCCAUCCACACAGCGCCUCCCACAGUGCCGGAACAUCGUUUUCCUGCUCCUACCUUGACAACGUCUUCCGCAUAUGCUGUGCCUCAAUUUGCGACCUACAAUCAACCUCCUAGUCCCAUGAGACCUGUACUUAACUCAGCCCACAGUGACCACUCUGACUUUAGUGCAGUGACCUCGAGAUCCGGGACACAUGCAACUUUGCGCACUCAACAGUCCUGGGAAACAAUCAGUACAUCUGCACAAACCACACCACAUGGUCCUGCGACAUUGCGAUCUCAGCCAAGUUGGGAGAGUGGCAGAACGAUGAGUUACUUUCCAUCAAAUGCAUCUCAAGGCACGAGUAGGACCGUGCCGACGAGUCCAGAGCACAUGCGAUCACCCCAGAUGAUGCAGGGCUUGGGUCUUCAAGAUUUCCGGCACUCGAUGCUACUGCCUCAACACCGCCAUGAGCAGGAACGGCCACGUACGACAGCAUCGGACUCGCAAGUCAGAGAAGAAAACACAAAUUUCAUUCAACACCGACCACCACAUGUGAAUGCCAUGCAAGCAGUCAAUUUCGCUGCUGCCAAUACACUACAACAUCCAGCAAUGACACUAUACCGCACCGUCCUGCUACAUCAGCAGCCGCAGUCGGCUAUCAAGUCACCGCCUGGUCACCUCCCGCGCCCGCCUCUCCACAGGAAGACUGUCGCCCGACCAUCGCAUCUCGCUCCAAGAGUGCUGGGUUCCCAUCCUCGCGCAUGGGUGCUAGAGCAGCUUCUUCUUCUAUCGCUUUGA